This is a messenger RNA of Cynoglossus semilaevis (tongue sole), 2615 nucleotides long. It is a transcript of the gene mindy4, whose product is annotated as MINDY lysine 48 deubiquitinase 4. Bases 376 to 2493 code for a protein of 705 amino acids. Gene Ontology annotation, molecular function: cysteine-type deubiquitinase activity; K48-linked deubiquitinase activity. The record is from RefSeq and is a predicted model, not a curated record. Gene Ontology annotation, biological process: protein K48-linked deubiquitination. The transcript is spliced from 20 exons. NCBI's taxonomy places the organism in Eukaryota, Metazoa, Chordata, Actinopteri, Pleuronectiformes, Cynoglossidae.
CACCUGUUACAGACCACUGGAAUCCUGGAUUUGAACAAAUUUCUAAGAAUGGCUGCAGACACUUGCCUUUGUCUGGUCUUUGGCGCAGCAGGAACUCGUCCUCUCCGUCCUCUCCGUGUCUGACCACCACACAGGUUGAAUCGUUGCGGGCAUUGUAAUGGUCGAGUAGCACCACAUGGUGGCACUAACCUGCACAUGUGGUUUCUGUCUUGACAAGGAGAACAAGAUGCUUCGGUCACCAUGGAAACGAAGCCCACGUUUGAAGAAGAAAAAAAAGAAAAACAUGAACCCGUCUACCUAGAACAGACCUGUGUUUCCUGCUGCUGUCGUGGCUGACGUUUUUUUUUUUUUUUAAUUCAGUAUUUUAAAGCAGUCAUGGUAGUUUCUGUUGAAGAGGUGUCUUCGUCGCUGGUGCGAGAGUAUCUGAGUCGUAAGGGACUAAAGAGAACGAUUGCCUGCAUGGAUGAGGAGCAUCCACGGACAGAUGCUAGCAUCAACAAUAGGUCACAUCUGAGAACAAUUCUGAACAUGGAGCAUCUCUAUAAAGACAACAAGGCCCAGAGCUCUCCCUUCAAAACUUUACUGGAGAUCAUCGUGAAACAUCACAUCUCUGGUCCUCAUCACAGCAAAGUCAGCAGUGAAAGUUCUGUGGGUCUGAGCUCCUUCCCUUCUCCUCAGGUUGCACCAGCGGUGUUGAAACGCACUAAGCCAAGAGACGGAACAGCUGACGUUUUUACUAACUCACAGACAAACCUGAGGUCUGAUGUGGAAGACAUCAGUUUUUUCUCUCAGCAAAUGUAUACCUCAUCAGUGCUUGAAGCUGACAGCCUUCCCAGAAAUAACCAAACUCAUCUAAGGGCCUGUGAUUCAGAAGACCACAAAGGUCACCCACUACUGGCUCCACUCCCUGACAAUAAGAGCGUCCUUAGAAGAGAAUCAGAACAUAAGACUCUCAUCAACGAGAGUACGCAAAGGAGCAAGGCUAAUCGGAUCAGACGUGGCAUGAUGGCUGGACCAAUAGCCAGUACUUCUCAGGAGUCAAGCAAAAAGAAACCGAGUCGCAGAGUUGAGACUCCACAGCUGCGACUCAGAAAAAAAGAAGAACUCCUGUCCUCAGGAGAUGGACUCCUUCCAACUGAUUCGCACCAAAUAAAAACGGUUGUCGGUUUGAGCGCGAUGGUCUUAGCUGACCGGGAAGCAGUGAGACGAGAGGAUGUUUUUCUUUCCUUAGAGAAAAUGCAGAGUGAAAACAGCUUUGAACAAACGGGACAAGACUCUCUGAAAACAACAAAGAUGAAGAGCAGAACAAAUCAGGGCGACUUGGAUGUCACUGAGAUGGUUCUAGAUGAUAUUGAUGAUGAUCUACCAGAACUUUCCAGAGUGUCCCCUCAGAGACCUGUUAGAGCGCAGAGCUACACAGGCAGUCCAAUAGACCUGCACACUGCCAGGGAAUUGAAAACAGUUCUGCUUGGUUCCAGCCAACAGUGUUUCAGUGCCGAGUGGAGGAACCAGGGCUUCACAUUUUCAGAAACACACGAUCUAAGAUAUGGAAUUGUGCAAAAAAAGGGUGGUCCGUGUGGAGUGCUGGCAUCCGUUCAGGCAUUUGUCCUGAAGAAAAUGCUCUUUGAGGACCCGGAGAGCGUCGACGCAGGCCCAAGAAGUCUAACACCUUCCACCGGUGCCAGGAGAAAAUAUCUUGUUUUUGCUUUGGCUGAGAUCCUGUGGAGGGCUGGCCAAGAAGAACGAGCUACAGUUGCAGUGAAUUCAGGAAGAACUCAUUUCAGCUCCACAGGACGCUACAGACCAGAAAGUGUGCUGGAGAAGAUCUCUAUAUUCUCUGUGGAAAGUGCCGAGGAGUUGCAGAUGCUUUUAGAGCAGCACAUUGAACAGUUUGAGAGCGCAGAGUUAGGGUGCCUCCUGUUGACGGUAUCUGCUGUUCUGUCUCGAACUAUUGAGAAAGUGAAGGAGGAUAUGGACGUCCCCACCACCACACUGAUCGGAGCGCAUGGUUACUGCACUCAGGAACUGGUCAACUUGUUGCUCUGUGGCAGAGCGGUUUCUAACGUCUUUGACGGUGACAUGGAGUUGGACUCGGGCAACGGGAAUGUGACGCUGCUGAAGGGAAUCAAAGGCCAGUGUGAAGUCGGUCUGUUGUCCUUGUUUGAACAUUACAACAUCUGUAAGGUAGGAGCUCACAUGAAAACCCCCCACUGCCCCAUCUGGGUGGUGUGCAGUGAGAGCCACUUCAGUGUGCUCUUUGGCCUGCAGAGGGAGCUGUUGACCAAUCCUGACAGAUAUCUGGAGUUUGACCUCUACUAUUAUGAUGGACUGGCCAAUCAACAGGAAGAGAUUCGUCUCACAGUCUCUGUUAGUAAAUCAACCGUGAGCCAACGUGACCUCGACACAGACCUCACUCCACCACUGGAGCAUUGUAUCCAAACACGGUGGCCCGGUGCUGUGGUCAGCUGGAAUGACACGGAGCCUAUUCUCUGACCACAGGCUUCAUCUGUUUUCUGAAUAUGACAACUUACAGCGAACACCUUGGUCACCUGCUGGUCAUUUCUCUGUGUUUGUUGUCGAUUUAAACCUGCCAUUUUUUUUUUUACAAAAUGUUU